AGGCAAGCAAGAAAAAGCAGCACAUUUGAACGAUGGAUCAACAAGAGAAGAGCGACCUGAACAGUAAGGGCUGCAAUCACUAAACCAGCAGUCUGAUCCCUGAGGGAACCAUGUGGAGUAGCAAGCAUUAGGUAACAGUGUUGCUUGCAGAUGUUUCUCCUCCUCAUCCAUGCUUUACAGAGCUACUGUACCUGCCAGAAAGAAACAAUUUUUGCCCGGCCACUGUAUUCUGGACUCAAGUGCGCCUUCAUCUUCCCUGAGUUGUCUUGCGACAAAUAUGGCAGGAAGGACGUCAUGUACCAGCACUGGAGAUGCCAACCUCAUGCAUGCGACCUUCCUAGGUAUGAUUAUAACAGAUUUCCCUAGUCCAGUUGGGAGUAUUUUUUUAGCUCAGUUUUGAUCUUGUCAUUGUCAAGGCAACAGUUAAAUAAAAAUUGAAGGUGCAGUACUACAACAACAGGAUGUGCCAAAAUCAGAGAGUUACAAUUUUUUUAAAAAAAAUAAAUAUUUUCAUUUACAGAAGGAAGCAGGGAAACAUCUGCUUAAUCUGUAACUGUAACAGAAAACAGAGAAACAACUGUUACUGUUAAAAUAGGAAAAUUGAUCUGAUUGUGGCGGUUAGAUAAUUAAUUAACAGUGAAAGACCAGUGGAGAGGAAAAAUCCCACCUACUUAUUUUUAUCAUAUCCAUUUCAUAGGCCUAGAAGGCUAGAAAGGAGAUCAUAUCUUGCAUAAAAUUCAGUCAUUGACAAAAGCUUAGGAUGCAUGGUGUAUAUGAAAUGAUGCCUGGAUUUUCUCCAUGUCAACAGAUUCAAUGCCACUAGGCUGCUUGAAAAGCUGAGAAACAAGAGAUCGGUGUUUGUGCAUGUCAACAGAUUCAAUGCCACUCAACAGGAACCAAUGGGUUUCCCUGGUGUGUAUGGUGAAGGCCUCUAUACCUGAUGACAGGCUCAAGAUGCGUGUCUUCAAUGGCUCACUCAUCUCCUUCAAGGCAUUUGAAUACAAUGCAACAAUAGAAUUCUACUGGUCACCGCUGCUGGUGGAGUCCAACAGCGAUGACCCCAUUAUCCACCGGGUGGAGUAUCAGAUCAUAAGGGCAGACAGAAUUGAGAAGCAUGCCAAUGCCUGGAGGGAUGCUGACAUCAUUAUCUUCAAGUCUUACGUGUGGUGGAGGAAGCAUAAGCCUGGCAUGAGGAUGAAGGUCAUGUAUGGCUCAUUUGAGGAAGGUGAUGCAAGGUUAGAGGAAGUGGGGAUGGUGGAUGGUUUUCGCAGGAUCAUCGCCUACAUGUACAUUCCUGGGCUAGCAACUGGGGUACCUCGUGUACAGAUGACAUACUCCCUCCGUUCCAAAUUACGGUUCAGAUAACUUUGGCUUGAGAUAAAAUUCAUUCAGAGGCCAGGCAGGCAGUCAAGCAGUCAGCACAUGUCAGCAGUGGAAUGAACGGGAAUGGGAACCUGAGCAAUAAGGAUUGGGUCGUCGCCGCCUCGCCGCGGGCGGCAAGGCAGCAGCAUACGACACCGCGGAGGCAGGCAGGCAGAGGCAGGGUCGAUCCCGACCCUCGAAGCCUCGACGCCAU
Molecule: messenger RNA, 1576 nt
Organism: Setaria italica (foxtail millet)
Lineage: Eukaryota; Viridiplantae; Streptophyta; Magnoliopsida; Poales; Poaceae
Product: protein trichome birefringence-like 34
Exons: 5
Coding region: 865-1365 (166 amino acids)
Cellular component (GO): Golgi apparatus
Molecular function (GO): O-acetyltransferase activity
Source: RefSeq, a predicted model, not a curated record